Molecule: messenger RNA, 1806 nt
Organism: Drosophila hydei
Lineage: Eukaryota; Metazoa; Arthropoda; Insecta; Diptera; Drosophilidae
Product: glucose-fructose oxidoreductase domain-containing protein 1
Exons: 1
Coding region: 64-1224 (386 amino acids)
Molecular function (GO): nucleotide binding
Source: RefSeq, a predicted model, not a curated record
UUAAUUCGUCCAUUUUAAACCUGGGCACACUGGUUAAAUUUCAUAUAAACAUAAAAAUAAAAUAUGCUUCCUGGCGUUGGCGUAUUCGGAACAGGUGAAAUCGCCAAUGUCCUGGUGCCACUACUGCGAGAGAAAGGUUUCGAAGUUAAAGCGAUAUGGGGACGCACACUAAGAGAGGCCAAAGAAACGGCCAACGCACAGAAUGUUACAUUCUACACAAACGUCAUAGACGAGGUGCUCCUGCGCAAAGAUGUCGAUUUGGUGUUUAUAGUGUGCCAGCCGUUUCUGCAUGCCGAGAUCUCUGUGAAGGCACUAGGAAUUGGAAAGCAUGUAGUGUGUGAUAAACCAGCUGGCCUUCAUCAGACAGACUCUAUGAAAAUGGUGCGUGCAGCACAGUAUUACCCGACACUUAUAUCUCUGGUGAAUCAUCCAUUGCGAUUUCUGCCUGCCUUUACGCAAAUGCGACGUUGUCUACAGGAUGGACUUAUCGGAUCGCUGGGAGAGGUGGUUCUAAUGGAUGUGCGUGUGCAAAUGGGCACACUAUUCCCUGAAAAGUACAACUGGAUGUGUGAUGCUCAGAUGGGCGGUGGCGCCCUGAAUCUGGUGGGCAGCGUUGUGGAUCUUGUUCACUUUCUGUUGCAACAGCAGGCAAUUCGUGUCCACGGUGUGCUGAGAGCUUACACCAAAACGACGCCUUCCAUCAAUGGCAUACGCCAAAUAACUGCACCAGACUUUUGCAAUUUUCAAAUGGAGCUUUCGAGUGGCACGCUCGUCACGGUAGCCCUGCAUAGCCACACUGUGCCGACAAAAAGUUUUUCUCAAGAGGUGCUCGUCUAUGGCAGCAAGGGGCAUCUUGUGGUACGAGGCGGUGAUCUUUUUAUACUUAAGGAGUCCCAGCAAAAGGAAGAAGCUGUCUACGUGGAUGUUCAGGAUUUGCAUGUUUCCACUAACAACUCUUUGCUGCCACGGCCAUACAUCAAAGGACUGUGCAAAAUGGUGGGCGCCCUCAAGGAAGCCUUCAAUAGCAAAGAAUCCAGCUGGAUAAAAGCGCCUGUCUCCACUGCGGCUACCUUCGAAGAUGGCCUUUACGUACAAGCCGUAGUCGAAGCUAUACGAAAAUCGAAUGAAACACGUCAAUGGCAACGCGUCCAAUUGACCACAGAUGUGCCCCUAAACCAUGACCAGAUUAUAAGAUAUGGAUAUGCGCGAAUGUCCACCAUGUGAAUAGUGUAUUUGUAUGUGUGCACUUCCGCUGUACUCCCCAAAACGCCUUUCCACCAUUAACGUAUUUAACUUAUUGUUUACAGCAUUUACAUUUUGCAUUAAUAAAAAUACGCCGUAGCUUAUUAAGACUACUUAAGAGGAAAAUGAUUUGAAUGAUGUGGGUAUAUGUCUCACAGUUUGUAGAUGUAUUUGGGUAUUGCUCUUUGAACUUUUUCAAUCAAAGAUACGAUGUGGGAUUAUCACAUUGGGCACUACGAAAGCAGAAAUUAUCAAGCCAUUGCUAAAAAGUAUUAAUAUUUUUUUUAAGUUAAAUAAUAAUUUUACAUAUACGGACAAGCUGAACUUUCUGUGGGCUAACUAUUCGGAAAAGCUUGAGUCUUUUAUAUUUGAUAAUAUUUUCUUAAAUUGUUAUUAGGCUGCAGUCGUUAGAUUCCUAUUAACUAAUCUCUUAAACGAGAUCUAUACAUUUAGAUUGUUUUGAUAUAACAACGUAAUGUACUAGGAGUUGCUUCCUUCAUUUCACUUAUAUACUCUAUAUGCAUGUCUGCUUAAACAAGUAAAACCUUUCUUACGAAAUAAUAA